CGUCACCAGCGGUCGGUUCGCUCACAAGUCAUCAGUCAAGAUGACGCUCCGGUCCAUGCUAGUGUUGCUGUGUAUGUGUACCGCGCCGGCGGCGUGCCGCAGUCAGCGACGUUCGCCGCACGACCUCCGCGAGUACUUCAGGAUGCCCCCGCUCUUCGAGAUGGACCACUACGAGGAGUGCCUAGCGCGUGAGCCCGGCCUGUACUGCGUGUUGGCUGCUGACCUCACCGGCGCCCCGGGCAACGACGUCAUCGAUUUGAUAACGGAAUAUUCUAAAAGCAGAUUAAUACGAUUUAACCACUCACACAUAGAACGAGGGCUUUGUGUUACGAGAACUUGCAAGAGACACAUCCAAGAGCUGUCUGACGUAGCGCUGCUCCAGGAGUGCCUCAACGAAACAAUACACGAUCAAUAUGGAGUCCAGGCAACAGUAACGACUGUCUACUACUGCCAUCGCUCCAAUAUAAGUACAGAGCCCCAAGUGGACGCCAACGAUUGGCUGUUUGGAGGUUUAGUGUUCGGUAUUAUCCUGUUAAACGUUUUUGGAACACUUUAUGACCUUCAAUUGAGUAGAUCCAAAACAAAAAUCACUGGUAAUCCUUACUUGCUCAGUUUCUCAAUUUUCCAAAGUUGGAAAAGGCUGACAACAAACGAGUUUAAGGACACGAGACAUAAGAAGUUUCAAGGAUUUCAUGCAAUACGGGCGGUCGCGGUGUUCUUUACGGUGCUGCAGCACUCUCUCUGGAUCAUGGGCUGCGGCUUCAUGGACAACCCGCGAGACUUCGAGCUGAAUUAUGACAGACCUUUUUUCCAAACUUUAUUUAGCGGUAUGACCUUCGUGCAUAUCUACUACAUAAUAUCUGGAUGUCUGCUCAUACACACCCUCAAAAUAGAAGCGGAGCAGCAGCCGGAGUCGUGGGCGAUGUUUCCAUUCGCGCUGAUCUACCGGCUGGGCAGAUUGCUGCCAGCUGUGACGGUCCUGAUCUGGUUCACCAGCACGUGGUUCCGGCAUGCGGGCAGCGGGCCACUGUGGUCCUACUACGUGGGUCCUGUGGUCAGCGAUUGUCGCCGCUACUGGUGGUCGCACCUGCUAUUCAUUAACAAUUUUGUGUCGAAUAACAUAGCUUGUGGCAUUCAAACUUGGCACGUCGCGGCCGAAGUCCAGAUGGCCAUCAUCGCGCUCCUGUUGUACCUGAUCACGCGGCGUCGCGGCCGGACGGCGGCAUUUAUCGGCGUGCUGCUGGUUGCGCUUGUAGCGCCCGUGCUGCACGUGUGGCUGCAAGACCUGGAGGCCAUUCUGCUGCUCAACCCGGAGCUGUAUCGAACGUUCGUGAACGCCGAGAUGCGCGGCAUGCACCUGUUCACCCAGAACAACCUGCUGCCGUUCGUGGUAGGCGUGUUCCUGGGUGACCGCAUCUACCACACGCCGGCUGCCCACAUCGAUGGCUCGCCCAGGACCAAGAUUCUAUCAAUAUUGACGUGGGCGACCAUCCCGGCGAUCGCGUUGUUGUACUACUUCACCGGCCUGUACUUGUUUGCGGAGGAGCGCGCGUCAUUGCCGCUACGACUGCUAGUGGCCGCCACCCACAGGCCACUGGUCGCGGUGCUAUUCGGCUUCCUGCUGCUCAGUGUUGUUUAUAAAUAUGACGAUACAUUUAGCAGAAUAGCAGAGUGGAGCGGCUGGUUGGUUCCGAGCCGCCUCACGUUCCUGGUGUACAUCGUCCACGUAGACAUCGUACAUUAUCUGCUCGGCAUUAAGACUCAGCUCGAGCACGGAUCACUCUUUAAGAAUAUGACGUACCACUUGGGAAUAUUGGUUGCAUCAUUUGCAAUGGCCCUACCGUUGUACCUAGUCCUAGAAGCGCCCACUACUGUUUUUGUUAAUACUUGUGUCUCAAGAUUAAGACACAGGUAUACAAAAGGAAAGAGUUCGUAGAAAGUUUACAGAAUUGGUACGCCUCCACAUCACGGGGCCAGCGUCCUCACACAACAGAUAUUAUUAGUUUUAACCAACGUUUAGCUCAUUAUUAUGAUGUCUACUACACCUCGAGCGGACCGGAUCAGUGAUCGUCAUUCACAUUGGCGUGAACAUGAACAAUCGUCUGUUUAAGAUAUCGAAUCUAAAUGGAAUGCCAGUGGAUGUGCACAUGCACAUGUGAGCGUUGAGGAAAACUGCUAGUUGAAGCUCGAUGGCCGCAGUGAAGAAAUAGUGAAGCGAACGUCAUGGCUAUGACAAAAUAAUAAGAAUUUUAUAUCAUUAAGUGAAGGGUUUAAUCAAAGAAGAAUAUGUUUUAUCCAAGUAUGACACUUCUGUUCGUCACAGGCUUUAAAAGGAGAUUAUAUGAAUCGAAGCCGUUACGUACGACGCAACAAUGGUACGAGGGCUAUAACCUCGCACAAACCGGUGGGCGUUGGCAGCUGUUACUUCGCCAAUAUGAGGGUAGUUAUAAAAUAUAAUUGUAGCGGUCACUUCCAUCCAUCACCGUCAUUUGAAUUUUGAUCGAACACCUUAUAGAAGAAGUCGAAGCAUUGAAGAAGGAUUGUUGAGAAUUGACACUUAGAACCACUCGCAGGAGUAGGAUGAGCCAUAACGUUAUUGUGAAUUUGUGAAAGUGUUGUGUUGCCUUCGGUCUUCCUCGCUCAGUGCAGUGAUGGAAGGGCGAGUCACGUAGCCACGUGACGCACCGGGACGGCUUGGACCGGACUCAGUUUCUUGUAUUUAUUUUAUGUAAAUGGAUAACAAUGUGUCUACUAUUACAUAUAAUAUUAUAAUAUAUACGAAUAAUUAAUUAAAGUACCUUAGAGAAGUA
Molecule: messenger RNA, 2810 nt
Organism: Leptidea sinapis
Lineage: Eukaryota; Metazoa; Arthropoda; Insecta; Lepidoptera; Pieridae
Product: nose resistant to fluoxetine protein 6-like
Exons: 12
Coding region: 41-1936 (631 amino acids)
Source: RefSeq, a predicted model, not a curated record